AGCAAAUCGAACUUGCAGGAUCACUGUCAAAUCGGGGAUGGAAUGAGAUGUUCCCCAUUCCCUUUUUUCUAUUGUACUUAUGGUCCUCCUUAACGAUUCGCGGCUAGCCGAUGCAAGGGUCUACCGACGAUAAAAUCAGCAAAUGCACAUUAGAUCGCUUUCCUUGAAUGCCAUUCUCCCUGUCGUCUGGACUAUCCCUCAGCUGAAUGCGUCCACACCCGUCUGAACUUCCUUCCGGGAUGGCGGGUUCUUUGAGAAGGAGCUUUUGUUUAUUCCAUUGCUGUCGGUCUGUGUCGAUCGAGGAGAGACCAUGCCCCGCACAUAAGCUGCUCAGGAGGGGUAUAUAAGGACGGCGUCCCAUUGGAGCACGCCGGCAUCCCUUUGAUUUGCAAUGCAAGCCCCCGCUAGCAUACCAUCGUACCGUCUAUCGUCAACGACCAAGCUGAGAUGAGCACCCAGACCCUCGCCUCCAACGACAAACUCGAGAGCCUAACGGCUAGUGUGCGCAACCUCGCGUCACGGUCGUUGAAGGAUCCCCCGACCCGACGGACUAGACUCCCACUUUUGGUGCUGCUGGGCAGCCAGCUUGUGCUCUUGGUGUCGAUUCUCGUCAUUCCGAGCAAUAUACUGUUCUUCCGUACGGCGCAGAUCACCGUCGAUGAGCUUUCUGAGCCGUUGUUGAGAAUCAGUUUCGAUAAAUACUUCCACGACUGGGAUGAGUGGCUCGGUAGUUUCCAAAAGGUCGCCCAAGAUGUAGGCCAUCGGCUCACCACCGCCCAAUUCCUCACAACAAGUUUCGACAACUUCACGGACGCAAUGGAGCCCGGCGGCUGGUUCGAUACCGCCCGGCAAACCAUGCUCUCGUACGGACAGGCUCUGUCGGCUGUCAGCUGCAUUACGAACGCUAAUAUCAGUGGACGGGGAACGAACCUCUACAACGUGCCAAAUUCCACCGUCGCAUCGGUCGUGAUACACGCCGGCUCUGACUAUGGCGAGAACUUCUACGAUUACAUGUUCCAGGAUUAUUCCACCAACGCCUCGUAUGUCGACUAUGCUCGAUUUCCGAAUGGGACGUUUGCGGACCCAUUGAUAAUCACCCCGCUAGUCAAUCAAACCCGCAACCCGGCCUACAUGCAAAUGUCCGAUCCGGAUCCAUUGCCAAACGGGCAGGGCAAGUUCCGAUACAAUUGGUUCGGGUCUAGGUUUGGACCCGGGUAUCUCUACUGGUCAUAUACGAUCAACUAUUAUUUCCCGCUCACAUCCCCACGCCCCACCUAUGUGUGCCAGGCUGGCGCAAACCCUGACCGACCGCUCAAAGUGGUGAUGCAAAGCAAUAAGCCGAGUAACAACUCCCAAACCUUCGUCCUCGAUCUCACCGCGAACGGGACGGUUAUCGCCAAUAGCGAGGCUCCUAUUCAGUUCGGCGGGGAGUUUUACACAUGGCACAACGCCCCCAACACCUCCACAACCCUCCUCGCCUCCUACCUCACCACCCAUUCCGCGUUCACCUCACCCAAUGUCACCGCCAAAUUCGACAACGCCAUCCUCGCCGACGGCUCCCACUGGUACAUCCGCACCCGCCCGCUCCCCGUCGACACGGAUAUCACAUGGGCGCUGGUGAUUGCGAUCCCGCGGGGGGAUUUCUUUGGGCGGAUUGACACGGUGAAGCGAACAACGAUUAUCCUGGUGAUUGUGAUCACCGUUGUGAGCGUGUUGGGGAUUACGCUGGGGAUUUGGGUUACGGUGGUGGUGCCGUUGAGGAGGAUGGCAAGGCAGAUGAAGCAGCUCUGCGAACUCAACUUCGCAGUCCUUGAAAAAGCCGAACUCGACCACCGUUCGCUGGUGCACGAAGUCAGCACCGUGCAACAGGUGUUUAAUCUCAUGGCCGGCGCAUUGUAAGUAUCCCCACUCCCUAACCCUUUGCUGUCAACCCCAUCUCGUUCUCACUCCGUCUUCCUAGCGCCGGCGGCCUCCGAGCCAAUGCAGCCCUCUCCCGGCCGCAGAACUUCCAGCAGCGCGGAGUAGUGCCGUCCGCCGUGCCAAAGAAGGCGACAAAGACGGCCGGCUUGCGAGGGAGUGGUUAUGGGCAAGAUGAGAUGGAACAGAAGGUUAAGGGGACUUGUGAGAUAUUAGAGCAUGAUUGAUGGAGUUUUACGGGCUGUGCGGGAUCGUUGGCUCUACAAAGAUUGAUAUGACUUGUUUGCAGAGCGAUUUUUGGUUGCGGUGAACCCCCUAUUCCUGUGACAAGCUUGAUGGAACUGCACCUUGUACUGUACCUUUUUCAUAUGACUUGUGAAAAUACGUUUCUGUUGCCCUCUUUGA
Messenger RNA from Fimicolochytrium jonesii, 2322 nucleotides. RefSeq lists its product as uncharacterized. The record is from RefSeq and is a predicted model, not a curated record. Bases 448 to 1899 code for a protein of 483 amino acids. NCBI's taxonomy places the organism in Eukaryota, Fungi, Chytridiomycota, Chytridiomycetes, Spizellomycetales, Powellomycetaceae. The transcript has 10 exons.